AUGAGUGGUAUAGGGUGGCACCGAAGGAAGCAACCGUGUGUACAUCUUAUAUGACGGUGGGAAAGAAAUGUUUGACUGAGCUACUUACCUCUGAAGGAUGGUUGAAUUCCGAUCAUAUUGACACUAUUUUGUAUUUCAUACGAAAAAGGCGGUUUGAUAAUGAGAAGAUGUUCACCAACACCUGUGCCAUAUUAGACGUGUUAUUUUGGUCAUCCAUCAAAGGGCGUUAUCCCAUAUGGAAGGCAUCUCGUAGCACAUAUUCAUGUGAUGCGACCCUUUGUAGCUAUGUGCGUGGGAAGUCACCCAAACCUAGCGUGUCGUGGCAGAUAUGUGAUUAUGUAAGUCCCUACAUAUAUUGAAAAAAAUUCUCACUAAGUUUCCCAUUUUGUGGAUAAUGAGGUUAUGUUCUAAUUUGCAGGUGUACA
Messenger RNA from Ziziphus jujuba (common jujube), 425 nucleotides. RefSeq lists its product as uncharacterized. The transcript is spliced from 3 exons. The record is from RefSeq and is a predicted model, not a curated record. Bases 51 to 359 code for a protein of 102 amino acids. Lineage: Eukaryota; Viridiplantae; Streptophyta; Magnoliopsida; Rosales; Rhamnaceae.